UUUCCACACGCGUCCAUUCACAAAUCCGCCCCGGGAGGAACCACCUCGGUCCGGAGCGACCUGUUACGCAGCUGCUUUCCCCCCCGACCUCCUCUGCUCCGACCUCCUCUGCUCCGUCGCCUCCGGGUGGUGCUUUCUGAGAGGAGGAGAAGCCAGCUUUCAGUUUGCAGGAGAGGUGGAGGUGCACCCGUGGGCUCGUGUGAAGUCCUCCCGUCGGUCCGCACUGACGCGGGGAGUCUCUCUAAUAUGACCCGGGACUCCGGGGAUGAGAGUCAUGAGCUGGACGCGUCCUUGUCCCGGACUGGACCUGAGCCACUGUCUCUUCUACCUGAGCCUGCUCCUGUGGACCAGACGCCUGAGUGGACUGGCUGACUUCUCUAACUACCUGUCCAGAAUCAUCACCAGCCACUCGGCCCACGCGUGUGACGGACAGCCCCUGCGUCUCCACUGUCCUCGUCACUCCACCAUCUCCAUCCAGUCGGCCUUCUACGGGAGCGGGGAGGUGUGGGCGUGCAGGGCCGACCCCGACCCCCCGCUCGGGGCCCACAACCACAGCUGCUCGGCGUUCACCGCUCUGCAGAAACUGCUGUCGGAGUGUCAGAGCCACAGAGACUGCCAGCUCCCUGUCAAUCACCUGCUGUUUGGGAAGGACCCUUGUCCCGGGACUUCCAAGUACCUCCACGUGGACUACAGGUGUAAACCCACUGAACACAGGAGACAUGUGGCCUGUGAGGGAGACACCCUGGUCCUGGGCUGUAAGCCCCCCAGGCUGCUGAUCAUCUAUGCAGCUGUCUACGGCAGAAGCCUGGGCCACGCUGACACCUGCCCCUCACACCUGACGAGACCUCCCCCUUUUGAGUGUCUCGACCACGCGGCCGUGCACUCGGUGACCAAGUCCUGCCACGGCAAACAGAAGUGUGCUGUUGCUGUCAGCAACCAGACCUUCAGGGACCCCUGCUUUCCAGGAACCAGGAAGUACCUCAGUGUGAUCUAUUCUUGUGUCCCACAGUCUUUACUCAGGGAGGCCGACCCCGACGUGUUCAGCUCCACCUCGUCUCCGCCUGUGGAGACAGACAAAGCUGCUCCUGUAGAUCUGGAAGAGCUUUUGGCCAAAGGGUCGAGAAGACCAGGCAACUCGGGAGCUGUGAUGAGCACUUCUCUCCUGACCUACACAUACAUCAGAGAGCAUCCAGAAAUGGCGGCACUGCUCUUCACCUCCAGCGUGUGCGUUGGCCUCUUGCUCACACUGCUGGCUGUAUCAGUCCGUGUGACCUGCAGAGGGCGCCAGGUCAGAGAUCACAGACUCCAAACCAGGUCUUGUAGCCAGACUGUAAAACGCCAGGUGGAGGAUGAGGAAGAGGAGGACGAGGAUGAUGAUGAAGGAACGGAAAGUUCUUUAAUCUCCACCACAGAGCGGAAGGUGGUGUGUGAAUGGGAGGAAGUGACUAAUGUGAGUGAGGAAGCCGAUCGAGCGGAGAGGAUCGAGCGCAGAGAUAUGGUCAUACAGGAGAUCUCCAUGAACGCCUACCUGAACGGCAGCUCCUGUUAAACGGACCAGAGACAGAACAAGAGACUCUCAGAGACGUAUGUUUAUGUGUAUUUGCAGGAGUUUUCUCAUUAAUGAAGAAUGUAAUGUUUUAUGGAAACAGCAGAAAUAGCUGUUUUAAUGCUGUAAAAUGUGGGCACAUAAAGAAUCUGUAAUUACAAAUAUAGAAUUUAGUAUUUUUUACAUUCAGCACCAAAGAAUGUUACAGUUCUGAUUCAUCAUUGAGGCGUCUCACAGCAGCGAAGAACAUCUCUCCUCUGCUUUGUUUAAAUGGAAACCAUGAAACACAUGUUCUCUCAUCUUUACCCUCUGGAUUUAAAGCAACACUAUUUGAUUUUUUUUACCUCGAAACAUCAGCUUCAGAAUGAGUUAGAUGGUUCACUGACCUGGAAUAUGAAGAAUGCCUUCUCUUUCAUUCCCACUCCUCACCCUAAACAUCUCUUCUCUUGUGAGAAGUGUGGAACUAACUGAUUGUCGUGGCUUCAAUGAUCAGAGUCAGGUACAGUAAGUUGAAGAGUGAAGCUGAACUGUAGCUCAGUUUGUCAGAACCUAGUUCAAGGGUUGUGACAAAGUAGGAAAGACCACGGAUGAAUUUAAAAUAAGUUCAGUUAAAGUUUGAAAGCUGUAUGACAGCGUGAGACAAAUGCAUCAAAACCUCAGACACGGAGCCCAACUGAGUUAAUCUCCGGGUGCAGCUGCAGAGGGCGCUGUUGCUCAGUGAAAGCUUCGUAGUGAUGCUUUAAACACGGGAGUUGAAACCAACACCUUUUGUAAAAAUCACACAUUUGCAGUUUCAUGUCAAAGAUCAUCGUUUGUAACUGCUGGAAGAAAGUUUAAAAAAAUAUAUAUAUCAUGCCAUUGUUUUCCCUACAGUAUUGUGGUUAUUAACAUUUGCAGCUGUUCAUACCAGAGACCAUUUAAAUCGAACCUAAAAGAGGUGGAAUCAGCCUUUAAAUUCUCACAUUGUGUCCCAGAUGUGUUUUAAGGCCGUGUUUCUUCAAACCAGCGACACAUCUCUGAAUUCAGCUGAGUCAACAUCUCCCCCGAGUCCGACCCUGAAUGAAACACUCUCGCUUUGAGCUCGACCACUUCCUCUUCCCUGCUGGGACAAGAACUGGAACGACCAACUACUGUGUGGAAACUUCCUGUCUCACAGCAGCACUGACUUUAAGAGGUUUAUGUGUGUGUGUGUCAGUGAGAGGAGACAAAGAGAGGAAAGGUGUUGCAUCCUUGCUGCUGCACAAGGGAUGAACUUUUCCAAGUCUUUGUGAAACACUUAGCACACUAUUAAUACUAAAUGUAAGAUCAUUCUGGAUUCACACGCUACAGUGGACAUUUUUUUGACAAAACAAAAAUGUACAGUAGCUUUUAAUUUGUUU
Platichthys flesus (European flounder) is the source of this 2925-nucleotide messenger RNA. RefSeq names its product eva-1 homolog C (C. elegans) (gene eva1c). NCBI's taxonomy places the organism in Eukaryota, Metazoa, Chordata, Actinopteri, Pleuronectiformes, Pleuronectidae. Gene Ontology annotation, molecular function: carbohydrate binding. The transcript is spliced from 8 exons. The coding region runs from base 266 to 1549 and encodes 427 amino acids. The record is from RefSeq and is a predicted model, not a curated record.